AUGCCCGGGCUGUCCCUGCCCGGGGACACCGAGGGUCCCGAGGGGCCCGAGGCCGGGCGGUGCGGCCGCCCCCCCACCCCGCACGCAGCCCACGUCCCUCUCCCGCGUGGGAACGGGAACGGGAACGGGAACGGGAACGGGGAGAGCCCAGGGGCGACUCCCGGGGCUGCCCUGCCCGCCGGGGGCCCGCGACCUCCGCCCCGGGACCGCCCCGGGACCGCCCCUGCCGGGGGCACCGGGGCGGGUCCUGCCCGGGCCCCGCGCGUGUCCCGGGCCUGGCACGGGCCAGCUCCGGGACGGAACGGGACUGAACGGGACUGGCACGGCGGCACCGCGGGCCCGGGCCGAUCCCCGUUCCCGGAGGAACGCCCGCCCCGCCUGGCUGACUACUUCGUGCUCGUGGGAUACGACCCCGGCAAGAGCGGGAGCGGGGAUGGACAGGGCCAGAUCCUGCAGCGCUUCCCGGAGAAGGACUGGGAGGACAACCCCUUCCCACAGGGCAUCGAGCUGUUCUGCCAGCCCAGCGGGUGGCAGCUCUUCCCCGAGAGGAACCCCCCCACCUUCUUCGUGGCCGUGCUCACCGACAUCAACUCGGAGCGGCACUACUGCGCCUGCUUCACCUUCUGGGAGGCCGUGGAGAGCCCGCAGCCCCAGAGCCAUGCCAGGAACGGUGAGGGCGAGGAGGAGGAGGAGGAGGAGGCCUCGUCCCUCGUGCAGCCUGCCCAGCUGUUCGCUCCCAAGAGCCUGGUGCUGGUGUCGCGGCUGGACCACGCCGAGGUGUUCCGGAACAGCCUGGGGCUCAUCUACACCAUCUACGUGGACGGGCUGAGCGUGUCCCUGGAGAACGUCAUCGGGAACCUGCUGACCUGCACCAUCCCCAUCACGGGGGGAGCACAGAGGACGAUCUCGCUGGGAGCAGGGGACAGGCAGGUGAUCCAGACCCCCAUCAAUGACUCCCUGCCUGUCAGCAGCUGCAGCGUGGCCCUGCUCUUCCGCCAGCUCGGCAUCACCAACGUGCUGUUCCUGUUCUGCGCGGCGCUGACCGAGCACAAGAUCCUGUUCCUCUCCAGCAGCUACCAGAGGCUGACGGACGCCUGCCGGGCCCUCCUGGCUCUCAUGUUCCCCCUCAAGUACAGUUUCACCUACGUGCCCAUCCUGCCCGCCCAGCUCCUGGAGGUGCUGAGCACCCCCACCCCCUUCAUCAUCGGCGUCCACUCCAUCUUCCAGUCGGAGACCCAGGAGCUGCUGGACGUGGUGAUCGCGGACCUGGACGGCGGCACCGUGAACGUCCCGGAGUGCGUGCACAUCUCCCUGCUCCCCGAGCCCCUGCUCCAGCAGACACGGGAAGCCCUGUCCAUGGUCUUGGACCCGGAGCUGGAGGUGGCUGACCUCGCCUUCCCCCCUUCCACCAUUUCCGCCUCUUCCCUCAAGAUGCAGGACAAGGAGAUCCGGGCCGUGUUCCUGCGCCUGUUUGCUCAGCUGCUGCAGGGCUACCGCUGGUGCCUGCACAUCAUCCGCAUCCACCCCGAGCCCGUCAUCCGCUUCCACAAGGCGGCGUUCCUGGGCCAGCGGGGGCUCACGGAGGACGAUUUCCUCACCAAGGUGCUGGAGGGGAUGGCCUUCGCUGGCUUUGUCACCGAGCGCGGGGCUCCCUACCGCCCCAUCGACCUCUUCGACGAGCUCGUGGCCUACGAGGUGAAGCGCAUGAAGGCAGAGGAGGGGAACAAGCAGAAAAUCCUGAGGCACAUCAAGGAGCUGGCAGAGAAACUCUACAAAAACGAGAACCCGUACCCCGCGGUGACCAUGCACAAGGUGCAGAAGCCCACGGAGGGCUGUCACCUGCGCCUGCACCAGAAGCCCUUCCCACGCCUGGACGAGGGCACCGUGCAGUGGAUCAUCGACCAGGCCACGGCCAAGCUGCAGACCGCCCCGCCCGCCGUCAAGGCUGAGAAGAAGUGCAUGGAGGUGGUCAGGAACUGCAUCUCCUACGUCUUCGAGAACAAGAUGCUGGAGGCCAAAAAGCUGUUCCCGGCCGUGCUGCGCGCCAUGAAGGGCCGGGCCGCCCGGCACUGCCUGACCCAGGAGCUGCACCUGCACGUGCAGCAGAACCGCGCCGUGCUGGACCACCAGCAGUUCGACUUCGUCAUCCGCAUGAUGAACUGCUGCCUCCAGGACUGCACGGCCAUGGACGAGCACGGCAUCGCCGCCGCCCUGCUGCCGCUGGUCACCGCCUUCUGCAGGAAACUGAGCCCUGGCAUCACCCAGUUUGCCUACAGCUGCGUGCAGGAGCACGUGGUGUGGACCAACAUCCAGUUCUGGGAGGCCAUGUUCUACUGCGACGUCCAGAACCACAUCCGGGCCCUCUACCUGGACAGCGCCGAGGAGAACCACGCGGAGCAGGAGAGCACGGAGGAGCCGCAGGAGGCCAAGUCGGCGCUGGAGAUCGCGUCGGAGCAGCUGCGGCUGUGGCCCACCAUGAGCCGGGAGAAGCAGCAGGAGCUGAUCCAGAAGGAGGAGAGCACGGUGUUCAGCCAGGCCAUCCACUACGCCAACAGGAUGAGCUACCUGCUGCUGCCCCUGGACACCAGCAAGAACCGCCUGCUCCGCAGCUCCGGCCUGGGCGACGUGGAGAGCGUCAGCAACAGCUUCGUCACCAACAGCAUCGCGGGCAGCGUGGCCGAGAGCUACGACACUGAGAGCGGCUUCGAGGACGCCGAGAGCUCGGACGUGGCCAACUCCGUGGUGAGGUUCAUCAACCGCUUCGUGGACAAGGUGUGCACCGAGAGCGGCGUCACCAACGAGCACCUCAAGGGGCUGCACGUCAUGAUCCCGGACAUCGUGCAGAUGCACAUCGAGACCCUGGAUGCCGUGCACAGGGAGAGCAAGAGGCUUCCUCCCAUCCAGAAGCCAAAGCUGCUGCGGCCCAACCUGCUGCUGGGGGAGGAGUGUGUGAUGGAGGGGCUCCGCGUGUACCUGAUGCCGGACGGGCGCGAGGAGGGGGCCGGGGGCAGCAUCGGGGGGCCCCCCCUGCUCCCCGCAGAGGGAGCCGUGUUCCUCACCACCUACAGGAUCAUCUUCAAGGGAACCCCCACGGACCCCCUGGUGGGGGAGCAGGUGGUAAUCCGGUCCUUCCCCAUCGCCUCGCUGACCAAAGAGAAGAAGAUCAGUAUCCAGGCCCAGGCGGAUCAGUUCAUCCAGGAGGGAUUGCAGCUGCGCUCCUGCACAUUCCAGCUGCUGAAGAUCGCCUUUGACGAGGAGGUGGCCUCGGACAGCGCCGAGAUCUUCCGGAAGCACCUGCACAAGCUGCGCUACCCCCAGCACGUGCGCGGCACCUUCGCCUUCACCGUGGGCCAGUCCCCCAAGCAGGCCAUGCAGCCCAAGGCCAAGGAGAAGAACCCCUCACUCAGGACGCUGUCCAAGAACCUGGUGAAGAACGCCAAGAGGACGAUCGGCCGGCAGUACGUGACCCGCAAGAAGUACACGCCGCCCGCCUGGGAGCAGCGGGGCAGCCAGCACUUCCCCGAGGACAACGAGGACGAGAUCUCAGUGUCCGAGGAGCUGGACAGGAGCACCCUGACGCCCAGCAGCACCAUGAGGCCGUCGGAGAAGAUGACCAUGACGCACGUGGUGGAGCGCGCCUGCUGCCGGGACUACCAGCGCCUGGGGCUGGGCACGCUGAGCAGCAGCCUGACCCGCUCCAAGAACGAGCCCUUCCGCAUCUCCACCGUCAACCGCAUGUACGCCAUCUGCCGCAGCUACCCCGGGCUGCUGAUCGUGCCGCAGAGCAUCCAGGACAACACCAUCCAGCGCAUCUCGCGCUGCUACCGCCAGAGCCGCUUCCCCGUGGUGUGCUGGAGGAACUCGCGCACCAAGGCCGUGCUCCUGCGCUCCGGGGGCCUCCACGGCAAGGGCGUCGUCGGCCUCUUCAAGUCCCAGAACGCCCCGACCCCAGGCCCCUCGCAGGCGGACUCCACGAGCCUGGAGCAGGAGAAGUACCUGCAGGCUGUCAUCAAUUCCAUGCCCCACUACUCGGACGCCGGCGGGCGCAACACCCUCAGCGGCUUCACCUCGGCUCACAUGAGCAGUGCAGAUUUCUCCGACAAGAGGCAGCAGCCUAAGCUGGGAUCGCUCAUGAAGCAGGUGAUGGGAGGGAAGGACGAAGGGCCUGGGACUUUGAGCCGCGGAGGGCUGGGUCACAGAGCCAGGGUCAUCACCCUGUCCUCCCCCAAGUGCGCGUCGCCGAAGGGCCGCGAGACGCCCCGAGGGAAGUGGGGCAGCAUCCGGGCCAGCGGCCGCAUGAGCAGCUACGCCCUGAACGUGGAGAUCGGGUCCCGCCUGGCGGGGAAGGACCUGCUGGGGACGCAGCACAACGGGACCCCCGCCGAGCCCUCCUUCCUGCGGCAGCACCGCGCCUCGCUCUACAUCAUCGGGGACAAGUCAGGCCUUGGCAGGGGCUGCCCAGGGAGCGGCGUGAAGCCGGACCCGCUGCAGCACUGGGAGGUGGUGCCCAUCGAGGUGUUCGACGUGCGCCAGGUCAAGGCCAGCUUCAAGAAGCUGAUGAAGGCCUGCGUGCCCGGCUGCCCCUCCAGCGACCCCAGCGUGGCCUACCUGCGCUCCCUGGAGGAGUCGGAGUGGCUGUCCCAGAUCCACAAGAUCCUGCAGAUCUCGGUGCUGGUGGUGGAGCUGCUGGACACGGGCUCGUCCGUGCUGGUCAGUCUGGAGGACGGCUGGGACAUCACCACCCAGGUGGUGUCCCUGGUGCAGCUCCUGUCCGACCCCUACUACCGGACGCUGGAGGGCUUCCGGCUGCUGGUGGAGAAGGAGUGGCUGUCCUUCGGCCACCGCUUCAGCCACCGCGGCGCCCAGACCCUGGCGGGGCAGAGCAGCGGCUUCGCCCCCAUCUUCCUCCAGUUCCUGGACUGCGUGCACCAGAUCCACCUGCAGUUCCCCAUGGAGUUCGAGUUCAGCCAGUACUACCUGAAGUUCCUCAGCUACCACUACAUUUCCAACCGCUUCCGGACAUUCCUGCUGGACUCGGACUACGAGCGCAUCGAGCUGGGGCUCCUGUACGAGGAGAAGGGCGAGCGGAAGGGCCAGCAGGUCUCCAAAUCCAUCUGGGAUUACAUCGACCGCCUCAACAAGAAAGCUCCCAUCUUCUUCAACUACCUGUACGCACCUGAGGACGGAGAGGUGCUGAGGCCGUACAGCAACAUCUCCAACCUGAAGGUGUGGGACUAUUACACGGAGGAGACGCUGUCCGAGGGCCCCCCGUACGACUGGGAGCUGGCGCAGGGGCAGCCGGAGCCGGCGGAGGAGCCGGAUCGCCAGGACACGGCGGCCCCGCAGAGCAAGCGCCGCAUCAUCUGGCCCUGCUACGACAACCGCAGCCGCGUGGAGCCCGACGCCAUCUCCAAACUGCUCGAGGAGUUGCACAACCUGGAGAUGGAGCUGGGGCAGGUCCCGGAGCGCUGGAAGGACACGUGGGACAAGGUGAAGGCGUCCCAGCGCACGGAGGGGCGGCAGGAGGGCAACAGGACCCCCAGCUCCCUGCUGAUGUCAUCGGGGCUGUCCCACCACCGGCGCUCGCUGGGCGUGUACCUGCAGGAGAGCGGGGUGGGCUCCACGCUCAACCUCAGCCUGGACAGCGACACCAGCAGCACCUCCACCCCCUCCAGCGGGAAGCCGGGCGGCCGCCGCAGCACCUCCACCCUCUACAGCCAGUUCCAGAUGUCCGAGAGCGAGAACAGAUCCUACGAGGGGUCUCUGUACAAGAAAGGCGCCUUCAUGAAACCCUGGAAGUCUCGGUGGUUUGUGCUGGAUAAAACCAAACAUCAGCUGCGGUACUACGACAGCCGGAUGGACACGGAGUGCAAGGGCGUCAUUGACCUGGCCGAGGUGGAGUCCAUCACCCCGGGGACCCCCACCAUGGGGGCCCCCAAGACGGUGGACGAGAAAGCUUUCUUCGACCUGAAGACGACGAAACGAGUUUACAAUUUCUGCGCCCAGGACGUGCAGCUGGCCCAGCAGUGGAUCGACCGCAUCCAGAGCUGCCUGUCGGACGCGUGAGCCCGGCUCAGCGGAGCCGCGAUUCCAGGCACGGCUCCCGCAG
Messenger RNA from Pyrgilauda ruficollis (rufous-necked snowfinch), 6109 nucleotides. RefSeq names its product SET binding factor 1 (gene SBF1). The record is from RefSeq and is a predicted model, not a curated record. The transcript is spliced from 42 exons. The coding region runs from base 1 to 6066 and encodes 2021 amino acids. Lineage: Eukaryota; Metazoa; Chordata; Aves; Passeriformes; Passeridae.